GUGCAAAAAACGCAGAUGAAAUCGUUCACAGAAAUUUUCGGAUUUGCGUGAGAACUCAUAACAGAGAAAGUUUGUCCUCAGAGAAUAAACGAAGCUUCUUCAGUUUCAGAACGUGUUGUCGAGCAUAGGAAAACGAAAACUUCAAUAAAAAGUAAAAGUUGUUGAGAAACAAAAACAAAUAGAGUUGAUUUCCUCUUGUUGUAAUUGCUGCAGCCAGUUGGGCAAAUAAUAAAUAAUCACGGGGAGAAAAUGCAACCACGCACACGUGAAGACCGGCAUUUCUGGAAGCAUAAGGAAAAUGUCGAGAGGGAGAGACUGAGAAAUCGAACGGGUGGCUUUUUUCGAUACGAGGACAAUCCAGAUCCGAUUGCACAAGAAAAGUCCUGUCCUGCGUACAUAGAGGAAAAGGAUCGCUUAUGGUGAGAUGUAGUUGAGACCGAUAUAGUUGAGUAGACGUAUUAAAAUGAUGAUAUUUAUCAUAUCAGUUGUAGUACUACUCGACAAAAUAAGUCUAAGUGUAAGGAAGUCUCAUCUGAGACUUACUUCUUGUGGUAGCUAACACUUGACAACAAGAACUUCAUCGUCAGGGGCGAGAACUUCAUAUACUCUCCUUGUGGUCCCUCUUCUUCGCUGCCCUUUCAUUUCCCCACGAUGUCCGUGACAUGGCUGACAAGUUUUUAGCCGAGCGACAGCAACAGGAGGACAAGAAGAACCUUGUCACGGAGAUACAUAGAGAGGCACGGUUAAAGCGCGAAUCAGCUCGAUGGGAUGCGAUUGACUACAAAGAGAAAGCUGAAGCAGAGAGACAGCGAAGGCUGAUUGACGACCCGCUAAUAGGAAAGAAAAACGUUUCCGGAGUGCCGUUCGAUAUCGUUAACUUGGAGUACUCACUUUUUUACAGUUUCAUUUUCUUCAACAGGUUACUAGUAAAAAAUUUUCUUGACGUUCGUCGUGGAGGUUCUUCUUAAUGGUCCAUGACAGUUCUAGUAAUAAACAAACUUCUUAGAAAUGUCACUACUGGCAGAGCAAAAAGAGUAGAGUUCAUGCGAACUCAUGAGGCGAAAUGCAAAAAGUAGUAGUGAGGAAAUCUUCUAUACCCCUGGAGUGGGUACAUUCAUUCAUUCAUUCAUUCAACUUUAAGCAUAUGCAUAAGUAAGAAGAAGAAGAAUAUUUUAUCCCCGUCCCUUUGACUUGUUCCGAGUUACUAGUACUGAAGCUCAAACGUCGAACGAACCUGUUCAUCAGAUAUGAAAACACGUGGGAGGGUCGCAAACUACGGCACGACGACGAGAUAACGAGGUAUCGAGGAGACUUGCGGAAAGCGAACCUAGCGUAUCGUGGCCAUCUUGGAUUUAACCCGAUACUUAUGGGAAGUGAAGAUAAGUCCUUCUCCUUGUACUUAGAUACCUCCUGUAUCCGAUGCUGAAUUUUGGAAUGUUUGCAGCUAAACGAGUGAGUAGCAACAACAAGUUUUUCAAUUUGUCGUUGUACAACUAGAUGAAAAACUAGAGGACGCAGAGCUUGAACUUCCUAGUCCUCGCUUGAUUGAUUGCACCCCUUUCCCCGAUCUAUGUUGAUCCACUUUCAUUUUCUUUGGCGAGCAAACGCACCCGCUUCCGCAGCCUAUAAAGCCGGAUAAUUUCACGGAGCCAAAGCCAGCUGGUUUUGUUCCGAAGAACUCGCAACUCGGUUAGCAAGUCCUUCGACUUUACCAGAACAUGAUGUGACGAUAUUUUUCAUGAACAAGAACAACCAAAUUUUUGUAACAAGAUCCAAGAAUAAAGAUCAUCAUCAUGUUGUUUUUGCCUGGUG
Amoebophrya sp. A25 is the source of this 1812-nucleotide messenger RNA. The record is from the annotation of a GenBank genome assembly. Lineage: Eukaryota; Dinophyceae; Syndiniales; Amoebophryaceae.